AUGGAUCUUUUGGAUUCUCAGGAACCAGGAGAGUCAACACAAGCAGAAGCGCUUGGUUUUGUGGACCAAUUUUUGAAGGACAAAGAUCUAAGUUUUUCCCCGGUGGUUCUCCCGGAAACUAGUCGGAAAAGGAAGUCACCACCUUUCUCAGGUGCAAAAGGACGUCAAUCUCUGGCCAAAAGAAUCAAGACCAGAAGUCCAACCAGGAAAAUGAGUGUCUUUGAUUGGGGUAGUGAUCAGUGUGAUGUGAGUGACCCACAAAACUCUCCAUCCACUUGCAAAGACAUUACAUGCUUAAAGAGAGGAGAAGACCGUGUUGCGGACCAUGAUCCUGGAGUGAAGAAAGGGUUUGUGGAUCUGUGUGAGGAUGGAAAAGUCUCAACUCAUCCCACUCAAAGAUUUAUGCAGAAUAGUUCUGCAAACCAACACAAGAUGGAACAAACACCAGGUUCGAGUCAGGGCAUUAUGUUUAUCUCACAUAUGGAUGCUCAGUUGCAGGAUAAGGCGUUGAAUGAGCAGUUGGAACCUGAGGAAGAUUUUAUUGAUGUCGGUAUCAGCACUCAGAUUGCUGCUGAAGCAAUGAGUGCUUUACUGCAUACUCCCUGCACUAAAGAAGAUGCUUGUGAAUCAGACCCAAUUUCUGAGAAGAUUUCAGAAAUGAGGGAUCAAGUUAGUAAUCUUUCUAGAAGGAACAAUGAUACCAUUGAGGAUGGACCUGAAAGAGACAAUUGGAGUGGUCCGCUUGGUACUUUACGGAAGGAAAGAAACUCUAAGAAGAAGAAAAAUUUCACUAAGAUAGAGAGAAUCAGGACAAACGUCUCUGCUACAACAUGUCUUCUCAACUUAUGUGAAUGGAGGCAUCCCAGGGCCAAACGAUCUCGUCUUAUGCAAAGGCAUCACAUCUCAUCCAGGAAACCUUUUCUGGCUAAAGACAAAAGCGAAGCCAACACUUUUUCAAGUGGGUUACGAGUACCAUUAAGUGGGACAAGACAAGCCUCUUCUUGCCAAUCAGUUGUCAAUGAUUCGAAAGUUGUAAACCAUGCAUCUCCAAGGAAAAUAUAUGGCAGAAGUCGCGAAAGUCCUUGCAAUGAAGAUAUGCCCAGGCCAUUCCUUCUGAAGGAGCUCACUAGGCUUGGAGGGCCAGGAAAUGUAGGUGACUUCAUGUGGAAAGACUUGAGGAGACGAAGAAACUUGGCACAUGUUCGAGUCUUAUUCAGCCAGAAUCUAGAUGUUGAAACAAUCAAGCAGCAAAAGAAGAUCAUGGUUCAACUGGGAAUUUCUCCCGCAUCUUCCUCAGCAGAUUCAACACAUUUCAUAGCAGAUAGAUUUGCUCGGACAAAGAAUAUGUUGGAAGCCAUAGCCCUUGGUAAACCUGUUGUUACACCUCUGUGGCUGGAGAGUUGUGCACAAACAAGAUGCUUGAUAGAUGAGAAGAGUUACAUCCUAAAGGAUAGCAAAAAGGAAAAAGAAGGGUUCUGCUUGCUUACAUCUUUGGCCCGUGCGAAACAGCGUCCUCUUCUUAAGGGGUUAAAAGUCUGCAUCACUCCCAACAUUAAACCAAGCAGAGGUAUGAUUGCUUACUUAGUGAAGGUGACUCAAGGGCAGGUAGUGGAGAUAAGUGAGAUAAAUGCUGAGGAGGAUCGAAGAUUUCCAGACGAACUAUUGAUUCUUUCUUGCGAAGAAGAUCAAAAUUUGUGUCUACCUUUCAUUAAUCAAGGAGCUGUAAUCUACACCUCAGAGCUUUUGCUGAAUGGGAUCGUGAUUCAGAAACUGGAAUAUGCCAGGCAUGGUCUCUUCUCAAUUGCAGACAAAAGGAACCAAAGAAACACCAAGUUUACAGCAACACGCCCACUUCUGCCUGCUUACUGA
This is a messenger RNA of Arabis nemorensis, 1869 nucleotides long. NCBI's taxonomy places the organism in Eukaryota, Viridiplantae, Streptophyta, Magnoliopsida, Brassicales, Brassicaceae. The record is from the annotation of a GenBank genome assembly.